AUGUUCCGAGCUGCAGCUCCAGGGCAACUCUGGCGGGCGGCCUCAUUGCUACAAUUUCAAAGUACCCUGGUAAUAGCAGAGCAUGCAAAUGAUACCCUAGCACCCAUUACAUUAGAUACCGUUACUGUAGCCAAACGUGUUGGAGGUGAAGUGUCUUGCUUAGUAGCUGGAACCAAAUGUGACAAGGUGUUACAAGAUCUCUGCAAAGUAGCAGGUGUAGCAAAAGUUCUGGUGGCUCAGCUUGAUACAUACAAAGGCUUCCUUCCCGAAGAGCUGAAGCCAUUGAUUCUGGCAACUCUGAAGCAGUUCAAUUACAAACACAUCUGGGCAGGAGCAUCUGUCUUUGGAAAAAACCUUUUGCCCAGGAUAGCAGCCAAACUUGAUGUUGCCCAAAUUUCUGACAUCAUUGCAAUCAAGUCUCCUGACACAUUUGUGAGAACUAUUGAUGCAGGGAAUGCUUUAUGUACAGUGAAGUGUGAUGAGAAAGUGAAGGUAUUUUCUGUCAGAGGAACGUCUUUUGAAGCUGCAGCAACAAGUGGAGGUAGUGCCAGUUCAGAAAAGGCAUCAAGUCCUUCCCCAGUGGGGAUAGCAGAGUGGCUUGACCAGAAAUUAACCAAAAGUGAACGACCAGAGCUAACUGGUACCAAAGUGGUAGUAUCUGGUGGUUGGGGUUUGAAGAGCGGAGAGAACUUUAAGUUGUAUGAUUUGGCAGAUCAACUACAUGCUGCAGUUGGUGCUUCUCAUGGUGCUGUUGAUGCUGGCUUUGUUCCCAAUGACAUGCAAGUUGGACAGAUGGGGAAAAUAGUAGCACCAGAGCUUUAUAUUGCUGUAGGACUAUCUGGAGCCAUCCAACAUUUAGUUGGGAUGAAAGACAGCAAGACAAUUGUGGCUAUUAACAAAGACCCAGAAGCCCCAAUUUUUCAAGUGGCCGAUUAUGGAAUAGUUGCUGAUUUAUUUAAGGUAGUUACUGAAAUGACUGUGUUGUUGAAGAAGAAAUGAGUUACAGUUUUAAGAAGGAAAAUAUAUCAAAGUAUUCAGCUGAAAUAGAAAUUCAUGGCUAUUACAGUAAUCAUUGGAAAGUAUGGAGAACUACAUGUCAUAAUUUGAGA
Lontra canadensis (Northern American river otter) is the source of this 1109-nucleotide messenger RNA. RefSeq names its product electron transfer flavoprotein subunit alpha, mitochondrial-like. Lineage: Eukaryota; Metazoa; Chordata; Mammalia; Carnivora; Mustelidae. The transcript has 2 exons. Bases 1 to 999 code for a protein of 332 amino acids. Gene Ontology annotation, cellular component: mitochondrion. The record is from RefSeq and is a predicted model, not a curated record. Gene Ontology annotation, molecular function: flavin adenine dinucleotide binding; electron transfer activity.